Messenger RNA from Trichomonas vaginalis G3, 486 nucleotides. Its product is annotated as ribosomal protein S14. The transcript has a single exon. The record is from RefSeq and is a predicted model, not a curated record. Gene Ontology annotation, biological process: maturation of SSU-rRNA from tricistronic rRNA transcript (SSU-rRNA, 5.8S rRNA, LSU-rRNA); translation; ribosomal small subunit assembly. Gene Ontology annotation, cellular component: ribosome; cytosolic small ribosomal subunit. Bases 1 to 486 code for a protein of 161 amino acids. NCBI's taxonomy places the organism in Eukaryota, Parabasalia, Trichomonadida, Trichomonadidae. Gene Ontology annotation, molecular function: structural constituent of ribosome; mRNA 5'-UTR binding; small ribosomal subunit rRNA binding.
AUGUCUGCUCUAGAACAAGCUCCACAGGCAGCUGCAGCCGAACAGGCAGCCGCCGCAACAUCCAAGAAGGAUGUCCAGCUCGGCCCAGUUAAGCGUGAUGGCGAAAUCGUUAUGGGUGUUGCUCACAUCUAUGCUUCCAAGAACGAUACAUUUGUUCACGUUACAGAUCUUUCUGGCUCUGAAACACUCGCUCGCUGCACAGGUGGUAUCGCUGUUCGUGCUCAGCGUGAUGAAGCUACACCAUACGCUGCUAUGCUUGCCGCUCAGGCCGUCGCUGCUCGUCUUAAAGAGCUCGGCGUUGAUGGCGUUCACAUCAAGUUCCGCGGUGAAGGUGGCUCAUCCCGCCGCCUCCCAGCCCAGGGCGCUCAAUCCGCCCUCCGCGCCCUCGCUCGUGCUGGCGUUAAGAUUGGCCGUAUCGAGGAUGUUACACCACUCCCACACGACUCUACACGCAGGAAGGGUGGUCGCCGUGGUCGCCGUCUCUAA